AUGGGACAGCUGCCACGCCUGGUGGAGUGUGGCGGCCGUCUCGGGCUCGCUCUGAUGGAUGUGGGUGGCAGUCGUGCACCCGCUCUGAUGGACGCGGGCUGUGUCAGACAUGGAUGGCAAGCUAAGUUUAUGUCUCUGCAGGUGGAGAUCGUCCCUGCCCAAGGAGAGAUCAGUGUUGGAGAAUCCAAAUUCUUUCAGUGUCAAGUUGUUGGUGAUGCCAAGGAGAUUGAGUGGUAUGCCCCAAGCGGUGAGAAGAUUCUACCAAACAGGCAGGAUAUAAGCGUCAGUGCCAUUGACGAGUCCUCCUCCACCCUCACCAUCUACAACGCCAAUGUGGACAACGCUGGCAUCUACAAAUGUGUGGCCAAGAGCGGAGAUAAGCAGGCUGAGGGCACAGUCACUGUGAAGAUCUUCCAAAAGAUAACCUUCAAGAAUGCCCCAACUCCUCAGGAGUUCAAUGAAGGUGAUGAUGCUGACAUCAUCUGUGAUGUCAUCAGCUCACCUCCACCCAAUAUCUACUGGAAGUAUAAGAACGUGGCAAUUCAGAUGGAGAAAGAUGUUCGCUUCAAGGUCUUGAGUAACAACCACCUGCAGAUCCGUGGCAUAAAGAAGACAGACGAGGGCCCAUACACCUGUGAAGGUCGCAUUAUGGCCAGGGGAGAAGUCGACCUUCGGAUCAUCAAUGUCGUUGUCAACGUGCUCCCCAGUAUCAGAACCAGACAGUCAGAGCUGAAUGCCACUGCUGAUACGGGCAACUCUGUCACGCUGGCAUGCGACGCCGACGGCUACCCAGAACCCAUUGUGACAUGGACACGAAAUGGUGUUGUGUUACAGUCUAAUGAGAAGUACCAGCUUAACGAGGAUGGCUCAGAACUGGUCAUCAAGGAUGUGAAGAAACUAGAUGAAGGAGAUUACAGGUGCAUCGCUAAGAAUAAAGCUGGUGAAAAAUCUGAGGAAGUGAGCCUCAAUGUGUUUGUCCAGCCUAAGAUCACAUUCUUGGAGAACCAGACGGCGUCAGAGCUGGAGGAGCAGAUCACUCUGACCUGCGAGGCUACAGGAGAUCCCACACCAAGUAUCGUUUGGAGUUUUGGUCGACGCGUCUUUACUGAAGGAGAACAGGCUUCAUGGACUCGACCUGAGAAACACAAGAGUCUGGAUGGGAAUGUGGUGGUGAGGAGUGAUGCCCGCGUCUCCUCCCUGACUUUGAAGUAUGUUCAGUUCACUGAUGCUGGCCAGUACCUCUGCACUGCCCGCAACUCCAUUGGACAGGACAUUCAGAGCAUGUACCUGGAAGUGCGCUAUGCUCCAAAACUCCAGGGUGCAAUAACAGUGUACACAUGGGAGGGGAACCCGGCCAACAUCAGCUGUGAGGUCCUGGCCCAUCCCAGUGCGUCCGUGGUCUGGUUCCGUGACAGCCAGCCACUCCCUGGUCCCAACACCACCAACAUAAAAGUGUACAGCAGCCCUGCGGUCAGCUAUCUGGAGAUCACCCCAGAUUCUCAGAAUGACUUUGGGAGUUACAACUGCACUGCCUCCAAUGCAAUCGGCACAGAAUCCAAAGAGUUUCUGCUCAUUCAAGCAGACGUGCCAUCAGCUCCAUCCAUUGAGCUUGUGGAGCCGUACUCCAGCACUGCUCUGGUUCAGUUCGAGGAGCCUGACUCAAACGGGGGGGUACCUGUUCUCAGGUACAAGGCCCAGUGGCGUGUGCCCGGACAAGACUGGGCCAGCAAAGAUUAUGAAGCGGAGGAUGGCCAGGGCGUGCUCAUCGUUGGCCUGAAGCCAGAGACGGUUUAUGAGGUCAAGAUCUCCGCCAUCAACGGCAAGGGUGAAGGAGACAGCUCCUCCCCUGAGAGCUUUAAAACACAACCUGUCCGCUAUACUUUUACAAUGUCCACAGAGUCACCAACUUCCAUUCCUUCAACCAGUGCCUUUCCUAAAGGGGAACCCAAUCCCCCAAAGCUGGAGGCCAAACUGCAGUCCAGUGGCAACGCCCUGAAGGUCAGCUGGGUCAAACAGGAUGAUGGGGGUUCACCCAUCAAGCACUACCUUGUGCGUUACAAAGCUAAGCAAGGUUCUGAAUGGAAGCCGGAGAUCCGACUACCCAAUGGUAGUGAAUAUGUGGUUCUGAGUGGCCUGGACUGGAACACGGAGUAUGAGGUAUAUGUGGUGGCCGAGAACCAACGCGGGAAAUCCCAGCCAGGCAUGCUCUCCUACAGAACCUCCCCACAACCAACCACCAUUCCAGGGUCUGUGACCAGUGGCUCGGGCCUGGGCACAGGUGCCAUCGUGGGCAUCCUGAUUGUGGUCUUCAUCCUGCUGCUGGUGGGGGUGGAUGUGACUUGUUACUUCCUGAAUAAAUGUGGGGUCCUGAUGUGCAUUGCUGUGAACUUCUGUGGCAAAUCUGGCCCUGCAGCCAAGACCAAGGACAUGGAGGAAGGCAAAGCGGCCUUCACGAAGGAUGAGUCUAAGGAGCCCAUAGUGGAGGUCAGGACGGAGGAGGAACGUACACCCAAUCAUGAAGGGAAUGGAGCCGCUGAGCCUAAUGAGACAACCCCACUCACUGACCCAGAGCAUGCAGCUGAUACUGCCUCCACAGUAGUGGACUUGCUCCCCUCUGUAACCAUUAACUCCGACCCUGCCCCUGACUCCUUUGCCACUGCCCAGAGUAGCCCUGCUACUGAAAACUCCCCUCUCACCUCCAGCACCGCCCCUCCUGUCCAACCCACAUCCCCCAAAACUGCUGCCACUGCGUCUACAUCUGCCCUCCACCCAGCAUCCACCCAGGAGCCUGUCCCCCCCCUGGUGGAUCUGAGUGAUGCCCCUGGUACUGUGCCCACAGAAACCCCUAGUGUCACACAAACCCUCUCAUCCCACCCCAAGCCUGCAGGGGACAAUGUAAAACAGAGUCCCCCAGCCCGGCCAGUCCAAAGCACUCUGGCUCCCAGCAGCCAAACAGCCAGGCCCCCCCAGAGUAAGGACUCAGAUGUAGAAGGAGGAGCUUCCCAGAGCCCAGACGCUGGGCUUGGCAGGGAUGUGUUUGACGAGCUAAGCAAGCCUUCUGACUCCCUGGCAGACUCCAGCACACCCACCCAGGACGAUGGAAAGGUUGUUGUAGAUGAGAAGAGUAAUGCAGAUGGGGCAGACGCAAAGAAGACUCCAUCGGAGGUGAAGAUGGUCCCUAACGAAGCCGCCCAAACAAACGGGAAUGAGAGCAAAGCAUGA
Chanos chanos (milkfish) is the source of this 3222-nucleotide messenger RNA. It is a transcript of the gene ncam1a, whose product is annotated as neural cell adhesion molecule 1a. Bases 1 to 3222 code for a protein of 1073 amino acids. Gene Ontology annotation, molecular function: axon guidance receptor activity; protein binding. Gene Ontology annotation, cellular component: neuronal cell body; axon; plasma membrane. The transcript has 23 exons. Gene Ontology annotation, biological process: synapse organization; homophilic cell-cell adhesion. NCBI's taxonomy places the organism in Eukaryota, Metazoa, Chordata, Actinopteri, Gonorynchiformes, Chanidae. The record is from RefSeq and is a predicted model, not a curated record.